UGGCAGAUUCUUCAUCUGAAUCUAUUGGCGGGAGAGCAGGAAAAUGUUUGGCGUGUAGCAGCGGAGCGACGAUCGAUACAAACGCGACGCAGCAGGAGAAAUGGCAGGUAUGACGGCGUCGAAUGAACAUCAGCAACAACGCGCGGUGGUAUGGUUGUCAGAGCUCGAGGAUGGGAGGCGUCGACUGCAAGAGAUUGUGUGGGUGAUGUCAUCCCCAGCAAAUCACCCAUCUGCGGUCCGAGGGGGCGGGGCUCAGAUGGCUGAUUGGUUGGAGGAUAUGUCACAACAGAUGCUGGACAUCAUCAUCUGGAUGAUGGAGAAGGGGCCGGAUCCUUGGCUUGAUGACAUCAUCGAUUGGGAGCAGGAGCGGGAUAUCACACGUAGAUGCUACAAUCUCUUCAGGGAAGGGCGAGCAAUCGCCGAGAGCUAUUACUGCGAGGACUGCGAUGACGACGGCAACAGCCGUGCGGACAACAACAACAACAACAACAACAACAACAACAACAACAACAACAACAACAACAUCAACAUCAACAGCGACAACAACAACAACAACAACAACAACAACAACAACAACAACAACAACAACAACAACAAUAUUGACAGCAACAACGACAUCAACGUCAUGAACAACAACAACAACACCGACAUCGUUGACGGCGACGUCAACAGCAACAACAACGAAGCCAAUACGACGGCGGAAAUUCCAAGAACGAUGGGGACACUGGUCCAGAAAGCUGCGUUUUCGACUGCGGCAACAACAACAAUUGAGACACCAACAACAGGAAUAACAACAACGACAAUGACAAUGGCGCCUGCAUUGCUGGUGGUGAUAACGACAGCAGUGACAUCAGCUGCAACAACAGCAAAAACAUCUCAGGGGGAGAGGACCGGGGAUCUGAAGAAGCCGGGGAGGAAGGGAUUAGUGGUGAAAAAACGUCAUAUCGUCUCCCCCCCCUGUUCUUUUGAUGUCGAAUCGCUCCCUGAUGAUUGGCCGCUGGUGGGAAUAGGAUAGGAGAUGCCCCCUCUGUUCAUUGAAACCAUCAGCCCCUCGAUCUC
Chara braunii is the source of this 1059-nucleotide messenger RNA. The record is from the annotation of a GenBank genome assembly. Lineage: Eukaryota; Viridiplantae; Streptophyta; Charophyceae; Charales; Characeae.